UCCGCGCUCCCUAGUAACCGCACCGUUGCUAGGGGCGGCCGCCAUGGCGGCGGUGCUGAGCUGCUGGGCCCAUCUCUUCCCCGUCCUAUUCCUGGUGACUGCCCAGCCCGCCCCCGAGCCUGUGGCCAGCUCGGAGAGCCCCGCGGAGCCACCGGAGACCCUUGCUGCCGCCUGGGCGCGCCCCCGCAGCGGGCCAGCCCCGGUCACAGACGUUGCCAAGCUGUGUGUUUGUGAUCUCUUGGUGGCACAGUGUGAUGUAAAUUGCUGCUGUGACCCUGACUGCAGCGCAGCCGAUUUCAGUCUCUUUACUACGUGUUCAGUUCCUAUUGUCACAGGCGACAGCCGGCUUUGCAGUCAGAAAGCUGCUACAUAUUCACUUGAUGUUGAAGCAAAUCCACCGGAAAGGAUAUUUAAAUUAAUUGACCAAGUCAAUCCCAGUGUUUUCUGCAUUCAUGCUACAAACUAUAAACAAGCGCUCUCCUUCCGGUCCCCUGAAAUGCCUACUUCUGAAAAUUUCGACCUAUUGGUUAAACGAUUUGGAAGCGCUGCUUUCAGUGCUGAGCCUGACAGCUGGAACGUGAACACAGAUGCUCAAAAUCCUUCUGAUGCAAAUGAAACGUAUAGAUACGAGUACGGUGUUCCUAUACAGACAGCAGAUGCAUUUCUAAGACUGCCUAGUCCUGUUGUCUCCUCUUGGUGCUCCGAUGCAAAUCCUGCAGGGUUUUUAGUAAACCAGGCUACCAAAUGCACUAGAUCAGUAAGUGUGGAAAAAUGUGGCGACAUUCAAGCAGUUAGUAUGCUGUUCUAUAUCAACUCCAGCAUUUUAGCAGUGCCCAAAUCAAGUCAGAUGGUUAAUAUUACUGUCCAGUCCAUAGUUGUCCAAUCCCUGAAUGGAAUGCGGACUUUACUUAAUGGGAGUGAUGCCCUCAGGCUCCCUGUGAUUUUGGAUGAACUGUGCACAAAUAUAGUUCUUGGGGUGAGUUAUCACAUUACAUACACAGAUGCAGGAGAAAUAAUAGAAGCAGCUGCUUCUUUUGUCUUGGGGGCAAUUACCAAAGAAGCACUUUCAAUCCAACAGAGCUUUGACAUCAGCUUUACUCAGGUAAAUACAAAGCCAGUUCCCCUCAGUGGUAAUCCUGGUUACGUUGUUGGGCUGCCUCUCAGAGCGGGCUUCCAGCCACAAGGAUCUGGCAUCAUUCAGAAUACGAACAAAUACAGUCAACUUACCAUUCUGCAAAGUACAUCUAACCAGGACUGCCUGGCAGCACAGGGAGCCAGAACCCCAAUAUUAUUUGGUUAUAACAUGGUAUCAGGCUGUCAGUUACGAAUUACUGCAGCUAUGAAGUGCCAGCCUUUGACUCAGACCCUCCUAGAUUUACUGAAGGGACAAAGCUUUCCUGAAUACGUGGCGUCUUUUGGCAAUUCUCAAGCCCAGGAUGUACUCGACUGGGUGCCGAUAAUUCACCUCCGCACCUCAGAACAGAGCGCAUGCCAAAUACCGAUAUCUCUUGAAAUAGAAGUGAAGUGGACUAAAUAUGGAUCCCUAGUCAAUCCACAAGCCAGAAUAGUGAAUGUUACGGCAACGAUCACUACUACCACAUUGAAACAGCUUCCCCCAGGAAGGGAAAGGACUAUUCCUGUAACAAGUUCUGUUGUGUUCACUGAUAUUUCUUCACCUGCAGAGCCAGGCUAUAAAGCUUGGCCCACCAUUAAUGUCAAGUUACCCUUUGAUUUCUUCUUCCCAUUUGUCUAAGAAAAGCUCAAUGACCCUUCCAGCUGAAAUCACCUGGAGACGCCUGCUACAGCCAACACCUUUCCAAAUUCCCACUUACUGAAUGUGACUCUUCAGCUGUGAAACAGUCUCACCCCAGGGACCUUCUAGUACCUGAAAAAGUUCAUGUUGCGUUCAAACACCAGCCUGGUCUUUUAGAAUACACUUUCUAAUGGUUUUUCUGGAGUCUAACUGUUCCCAGCAGUCCACUCGCCUACAUCUGUUCUUACAUAUUCUAAUUCUUUUAAUGUGUUGAUUUAUGAGCUGUGGAAGCAGGAAGAACUUUGGAGCCCAGGAGGCCACAAAUGAACACUUGAACUGGAAGAAGAGAUGACAGAACAUGGUAUCAGAACUCCGAUCUGCUGCUGAGAACAAGGCACUGUCUGACGUAAAAUGGCACGUGUUUGCCUCUGUUUUGGUCCCGACUUGAUUGUGGGCUAAAGGAGUGGUAUGUUGGUAUUUUUGAAAUGAACGUUUUAUAAAUAACAAAGUGGCACAAGCAGCAACAGAAAUGAGGAAACUAACAACAAUGCGAAAAGAAUGGUUGGCAAAGAGAAGUACUCAUGGUGAACGGUCAGCUUGGAGAGAAGUGACCUUUGCAGCCUCGAUUCUUAUCGUUUGUACUGCAAGUUUCUACAAGAUGUUGCAAACAAAGAACAUUAUAACAGAAAAUUUUAAAUCUCGUACCGUUGUGGAUGUACAGCUUGUAAAGAUGUGUCUUUAUUAAAUUAUUUUCCAGUUUUAACUGUACAAGAAACGUCUUAUAAAAAUCACUGUUUACCAGGA
Molecule: messenger RNA, 2557 nt
Organism: Columba livia (rock pigeon)
Lineage: Eukaryota; Metazoa; Chordata; Aves; Columbiformes; Columbidae
Gene: TCTN1
Product: tectonic family member 1
Exons: 15
Coding region: 44-1753 (569 amino acids)
Biological process (GO): cilium assembly; protein localization to ciliary transition zone
Cellular component (GO): MKS complex
Source: RefSeq, a predicted model, not a curated record